This is a messenger RNA of Salmo salar (Atlantic salmon), 2481 nucleotides long. RefSeq lists its product as uncharacterized. The record is from RefSeq and is a predicted model, not a curated record. Lineage: Eukaryota; Metazoa; Chordata; Actinopteri; Salmoniformes; Salmonidae.
CGACGAAGAAGAAGAAGCCGAAAAAGGUGUUUUCUUUGCUGGCUAGAAUAGCUAACUAGCUACUAUAUUUAUUAGAUAAGCCAUUCCUUCCAUUUCUCUUUAUACAAAUCCGAAGCAAGAAGUUAUUUUGGAGGUGAAAUAUGGAAUCCCCCUUUCCUCUGCUCUCCCUGGGUGUCCUGGUUCCUCCUCUCCGGAUGAUGUCAGCACUCAUGUGGCAGGUGGUGCGCCAGGGCAACAUAAAUCAGUAUGGGAAAUUGGAGGAGUUUGUUUCCAUGGUCACAGAGGCGGUUCCAUAUCUCCUGUCCAACAGACAGAGGUGGCUGCUGACCCUGGCUCUCAGGGGACGGGUGAGUCUACAACUAUUAGGGUCUGGACAUCCUGAUGACCUCGAGGCUGUUCAAACCCACCUGGAUAGAAUCACAGCAUCUGGUCUCAAACAGUCAAACGAUGCAGCAAUUGAAUUAGCUGAAGCCAACUUCCUGCAGCUGAUCCAGAGCCUAGUGGAAGACCCAGAUAGAAGGGAACACUUCUUCAAGGUUGUGUUCCCCGUGGAGUAUGGACCUAAUUUUGACUCGGCGCUGCAGACUUUGGUGUGUCAUUUGCUGUCCAGACUGGAGGAGCUGCUGCCUGUCCCUGACUUCAAACAGACUGCUUUGUUGAUCAGUGCUGCCCCCUAUGUCCUGGAGGACUUCAUGUGCAGUGUCUCCCAUGCAGAGGAUCUGAAGACCUUGCUACAGAACCCACAGUACCACGGGAAACUCAAGCAGCCCAAGAGCGCUCCUUUGCAGAUGGAGGACCAUCUCCUCUUCUCCUUGUCCUUCCCUCCCUCACUGAGACUGGUCAAUACCUCGCACCACAGCGCCAGCCAAUCCAAAGCCUUCUCUGACUGUGAGAACCCGCCCCUGCAGGUCAGAGGUAACCAGGGGACUAUGACUGACAAUUUGAGUGGCCAAUGGGCUGAGUCCAAAACAAGUAUAGAUCAAAACAACAUGAUUGGAACAGAUUCAGUAGAAAACCAAGGAGGUUCUCGAAGAACGGAUAACCAGAAGGACGUGAAGGAGAAGGAUGUAGGAAGGAAAGCAGUAGACACGGAGCACCAAUACUGUCUGAGCGCCAAUACUGCUCCUCAAGACACGGCACCAUCAGCCAGCCAACAAGCUACCUCAGUCUCUGCCCAGGACGCCACCUCAACAUCCACCAACACUACACAAGGGUCCUCGACAUCCACCAACACUACACAAGGGUCCUCGACAUCCACCAACACUACACAAGGGUCCUCGACAUCCACCUCGAGCACCAUAUCAUCGUCAGAGCAGCCGCGGCAGCGCGUGGCCCACAGGUGCCCCCAAUGUGGCCGUUGUUUCAUCUACCGCUAUAAGAUGUUAGAGCACCAGAGACUCCACACGGGGGAGAACCCUUACAAGUGUUCCCAGUGCGGUAAGACCUUCAGAAGGUCCUCUGAGAUGUCCACCCACCGCCGGACACAGUGCUCCAACGCUGCCUAUGUCUGUAUUAAAUGUGGGAGCAGUUUUGGGUCGGUCAGAGAGAGGGUCAGCCACCGGUGUUGUGGCAGCAAAGCGGCGGCGCCGAAGUUUGAAUGUCCGCAGUGUGGGAAGAACUUCAAGUGGCACAACUCGUUAAAGAAACACCUGGUAACCCACACCAGGAAGAAAGGCUUCAAUUGCAGGUACUGUGGUGAGGGGCCGUUCCCAGGUAUAGCUGAGCUGAGGACCCACCAGAAGGUCCAUGAUGGAGAAGAGAAGCCCUACAAGUGUGAACAGUGUGGAAAGGGCUUCAGCUCCCAGGGCUGGCUACAUGGCCAUGAGCAGCGCCACUCCCAAGAGAGGUCCAAGAUCUGCCCCAGCUGUGGAAAGGCCUUCAGGUGCAAAGGAGACCUGAAGCUGCACAUACGGACUCACACCGGCGAGAGACCGUACCAGUGCACCUACUGCGCCAAGCGGUUCUCUGUGAACGGAAACCUGACUAUACACAUCAGGACUCACACAGGGGAGAAACCUUUCCUCUGCUCUGACUGCGGCAAGGCCUUCUGCUCUGCAGGAGAGCUGCAGAUCCACAGGAGAACACACACUGGGGAGAGGCCGUACAAAUGCACCGUCUGUGAGAAAGGCUUCACCAUGGCUAGUCAGGUGACUCUUCACAUGCGGGUACACACGGGGGAACGACCCUACGUGUGUCAUGAGUGUGGAAAGGCAUUUCGUCGCGGUGCGGAGCUGAAGACACACAUCCUGAAUCACAGUGGGGUGAGACCGUACCCCUGUCGUCUCUGUUCUAAGACCUACACCUGCCUUAGUCACCUGAAGAGACAUCUGAAGACUCACGGGGACCAGGCGGUGGAUAUGAGCAGUGAGUUGUCUGUAUCUGCUGUAUAAUAAACCAGUUAAAGACUCACAGGGCCCAGUCAGUGGAUAUGAGCAGUCGGUUGUCUGUAUCUGCUGUAUAAUAAACCAUUUGAAAAGGAAA